AUGUUCGCUCCAAGCACCCUCACCGCCAUCCUCCUCGCGGUCUCCGUGAUGGGUGCGCCGGCCCCCGAUGUUGGAGCCGCCACCCUAGCUGCCCGUAACGACUGCAACUGCGAUUUCUCGCAGAGCAUCGAUACGAACCAGAACAUCAACGCCGAACUCUUCACCAAGAAAUUCAAGAAUGCAUUCGGAAACAUGGGAUCUGGCAUCGGCGGCAUCGGAUGCAACAAGCGCGAUUGCGACGGUGCAUGCGACAUGUGCCGGACCUGCAUGUUCAGCCAGAACAUCGACGGAAACAAGAACAUCGACGCCGACGUGCACCACAAGUUCAUCAAGGGCUUCGGCCUCGGAGGUGCCGCCAGCACCGGCUGCCAGAAGCGUGACUGCGGCGGUAGUUGCAAUCAUUGCAUCAACCAGAGCAUCGAGAACAACCAGAACAUCAACGCGAAGGUUUUCGACCGGGUUCACAAGGGAUUCGGCUCAUUCGGCGGCGUCGGCUGCCAGAAGCGUGAUUGCAACGGUGGAUGCGAGGAGUGCCUGAACCAGAGCAUCAAUCACGACCAGAACAUCAAUGCGAAGGUUCACGACAAAGUGAACAAAGCCAUCGGCCCACAGAUCGCCAAGCGAAACAACGGCGGUUGCUGCAACAGCUCCUGCAACAGCUCGCACAACAACAACCACCUUAGCCUCCACCGCGGCGACGGCGACGGCGACGGCAACUGCGACAACCGCGAGAACUGUCGUCAAGGCUGCGGCUGCAGCGAGAACUACGGUAACGGAGGAGGGUGCUGCGGCGGCUGCGGCAACGGCUGCAACAGCAACAGCAACUGCAACCAGCACAACAACAACAACAGCCUUACCAAGCGCAACAACGGCGGCUGCUGCAACAGCAACUGCAACAACUCGCACAACAACAACCACCUGAGCAUCCACCACGACGACGACGACGAAGAUGGGUGUGGCCGCCGUCACCGCGAAAACUGCGAACAGGGCUGCGGCAACUCGGAGUGUUGCAGCAAUGGAGGAGGCUGCGGUGGCUGCGGAGGCUGCUGUAACAGCAACUGCAGUUACAGCAGCUCCAACAACAACAACGACCUCAGCAUCAGUCGCCGCGACCUCUUGAAGCGCAAUCCGUUCAGCGGCGGCAACGGCAACGGCGGCGGCUGUGACUGCAACCGCGAGUUCAGCCAGAGCAUCGAUCACAACCAGAACAUCGAUGCCAGCGUCUUCACCAAGAUGCAGAAGUCGUUCAGCAACUUCUUCGGCGGCGGCGCCGCCGCCAAGCGCUCCAUCGAGAAGCGCUCCGAGGACUGCUGCCAGGGCAAUAACUGCAGUUCCUGCUGCAACAACGGUGGCUGCAACAACGGCUGCUGCGGCAAUAACGGCAACAACGGCUGCUGCUGCAACAACUCCAGCAGCUCCGACUGCUGCGGCGGCGAUGAGUGCCGCGACGAGUGCCGCCAGGGCUGCAACAACUCAUACUGCAACAACAACGGCUGCUGCAACAACGGGUGCUGCGGCAACAACGGCUGCUGUAACAACGGCUGCUGCAAUAGCUGCAACAGCAGCUGCUGCUCGAACUCGCACUCGUAUGAGUGCUGCGACAGCUGCACCAACAAUGGGGGCUGCAACAAGAAGCGCGACGAGUCCGCGUGCGCCGGCAACUGCCGCACCCAGGGCAGCCGCAACUCCGGCUCCGACCACUCCCACCACCGCACUGGCGCCGUCAGCGGCAGAGGCUACCGCUACACCAACGGCAAGCGUCAGGCCGCGACUGUCGUUGACGUCGUGCCUGAGGCUCCCGCGGUAGAGGUCGACCCUGCCACUCCCGUCGUCGAUGUCCCCGCGACCGAGACCGACGUCGUCGUUGCCGCCCCCGCCGUCGCCGCUCCCGUCGUCGCCACUCCCGCCGUCCCCGCCGCGGCCGUUGUCACGGCGGCAUAG
Molecule: messenger RNA, 1941 nt
Organism: Tricharina praecox
Lineage: Eukaryota; Fungi; Ascomycota; Pezizomycetes; Pezizales; Pyronemataceae
Exons: 1
Coding region: 1-1941 (646 amino acids)
Source: RefSeq, a predicted model, not a curated record